Molecule: messenger RNA, 2429 nt
Organism: Theileria parva strain Muguga
Lineage: Eukaryota; Apicomplexa; Aconoidasida; Piroplasmida; Theileriidae
Gene: CPK4
Product: Calcium-dependent protein kinase 4
Exons: 2
Coding region: 886-2427 (513 amino acids)
Biological process (GO): protein phosphorylation; mitotic DNA damage checkpoint signaling
Cellular component (GO): nucleus
Molecular function (GO): ATP binding; protein serine/threonine kinase activity
Source: RefSeq, a predicted model, not a curated record
GGAAAGAUAUUUUUAUAAGAAUAUAAAUUAAAAAUAAUGGUCUUUAAUGUAUUUAAUACGUUGAUUUCUAUAAUAUUAUAAGAAUACCACGUGUAUCAAAUUAAUAUGAACGAAAUUUUGAUUCUAUCUUACACAUUUUAUUCAAAAUGGAAAACUAAAUUAGUAUAAAUUUGAGGGAUUUAAAUCUAAAAUAUCAGGGAAUUAUGUGAUGAUAUACCUAGGUAAUCGACCGCACUUAAGAUAUGGAUUGUAAGGCUUAGAUCUAAAAAUUAGUAAAAGAAUGAUAGGUGAUCUGACUUAUAAAGAGCAUUUUAAAUGAUUUUCUUUCAUGGAAGGCUGAAAAUAACUCCACUAACAUGUUUUAAAACACCCAUAAAUCUGGAAAGCAGUGAAUAGGAUAUCAUACACUGUAAUUCAGGCCAUUAUGUAAACAUAUGUUAUAAAACAGCAAAUUUGGAAUAGUAAUGUCAAAUCUAAAAUGUAUUUGACCUGAGUCUACACAAAUAUUCGCCAAUUGUUUGCACCGUCCUGCAAUAUUGAACUCGACUACGAAUCACAAAAUAUCGCAUGCCUAAAAGAUGGACGCGAAGCAUGUCGAAAAUUUGAGGUUAUUAUUUUAUUAACCAUUAUAUGGAUUAAAAUGGAUUCUGUUAUUUAUUCAUGAGAUUUUUUUACUAAAUAUUUUAGUAGAGAUAUUCUUGACGAAAAAUCGUAGAAUCAUUUGAAAUGAUUGUGUUACACCCUUUGUGUAUAAACUUAAAAUUUUAAAUUUAUCGAUGCAGUUAAUUUAUAAAUAUUUAAAUACCAGUAAAGUAUUUUUCUUAUAAGGCAUCGCUGUACCAUAAUUCGUUGAAUUGUUCCAAAAAAUUUUAAAUUUGUAAUAUAAUGCAACAAGGAGCGAUAUUGGAUGCGACGAAGGCACAUUUGAGGGAUAGCAAAUACAAUGAAGGGUCGAAAUCGGACCAGGAUGAGAAGCUGUCACCAAAGGUGGUAAACAAUGAGGGUGAUUCUAGGAACUUGGAGAGGGUGUCAAUUGACGCUCUCCGAACCCCUGAACACAAAAAAAUCAGGAAGUUAUCAGCGGGGAGUAAGCUAUCAAGCUACUACUAUAUAGGAGCAGAGCUCCGUAUUUGUGCAGAUUCCAAUAAAAAAUCGUCUUCACGGCCAUUGCUUCGUGAUAUAAUUGAUCGCAAGACUGGAGAGCCUAAGAUUCUUAAGAUUAUUUCUAAAUCCCGAAUCCCUCCCGGGGUGGAUAGUCUUAACAACUGGCGCGCUCUGUGCGAGAAGUUGUUAAAUAUGCCUCCAAUGCCCAAUUUAAUGAGAAUUGACCAGAUUUGGGAGUCCGAAACCAGUUUCUACAUUGUUACUGAGAAAUUCAUUGGAGGUGAGCUGUUUGAGUACUUGCUUAAGGAGAAGGCUAUCCCUGAGGACAUUUGUAAGUAUAUUUUCAGGCAGAUUCUGCUUGCUGCGGAGGCUUUACACUCGAUGAACUUGCUUCACAGGGACAUUAAGCCUGAGAACAUCAUGUUUAGGAACCCAACGAGGUCAGUUUUACCCGUUGCUGAGAGGUACGAGUUGGCCUUAAUUGACUUUGAUACCUGCAAAAUGACAGACUGCCCUACUGCUGAUAAGACUGAGGUUGUCAAUGGGAAGAGAAGGUUAGUUGGUACCUAUGGUUAUUUAGCUCCUGAAAUUCUAAGGGGCGAUGAGUAUUCCACUGCUUCUGACAUGUGGUCUAUUGGGAUUGUUUUGUACAUUCUGAUGACCGGUAUUCCUCCGAUAUCAAUGGACAAGAUGUACGAUGCUAAAGCCAGCCACGCAGUUUUGGCAGCAGCUGAGGCCAACGGUAUAGACUUUAACACUCCUCCUUUAGGUGAGUUUCCUCUAGCACGUGACCUCUGCAAGCGUUUGCUAAGCUUUGAUAAGCGGAAGAGGAUUUCUUCUGCUUCAGAUGCUCUUGCUCAUCCUUGGUUGGCUGGUCUUCCUACUGUUUUUGACCAUUCUCUUAAGCUCAGGAACAACAGUAACGACAGUUCCAACAGUAACAACCGCAAGUUCCCCAAGAAUCCAAACGGCGGUAGCGGCAAUGAUGGAAACAGCUACGGUAACAACGGUGGGUCGGGAUCUGGAGAACGUAGUUUCUGGAAUCCUGUAAAUCCAAAUUACAGGAACAACGGGGGUGUCAAUCGCCAGGAUUGCAUUACUACUGACUUCGCUGUUGACUUAAGUGAGUUAGAGGAUAAAAAUCAAGUAGAUGUGGAGGUCUGUAAGCGUGAAAGGGACCAUAUUCCUUCCCCUAAUGAGAAGACUGUUUCAAGGACAGACCAAGCAUUUUUGCAGUGCCUCACCACCAACGCUGAAUCAAUAGAUGGUGUUUAUAGGAAAAAUCAAAAGAGGAGGCAACACGUAGACGUUCAAUCGUAUUAAAA